GAAUUGCAACUUGUCCUCCAGGCCCUCCAGAUCACCAUGGAGGGGACGGCUCUCUAUUUCAUGGCUGCCCUGGUGGUCUCUUUCCCAGCUGCUUCUCACAGCCAGCUCUACUCCCUCAUCACACCUAAUGUUCUGCGGGUAGACAGCCAAGAGAAAAUUGUGGUGGCAGCUCAAGGACUCAGCUCACAAACAGAUGUCUUAGUCACUGUCCAGCAUUUUCCAGAAAAGAGAAAUAUUUUAUACCGAGUGACGGCUACUCUGAGCAAAGAAAAUGGCAUGUUGGCAACUCCUGUCAUAAAGAUUAAUGCUAAAGAUAUGAAGAUGGAAUCAAAGCAAGCACAGUAUGUGCUUGUUCAGGCCAGCUGUUCCCAAUUUACACUGGAGAAGGUGGUUCUGGUUGCUAUACACAGUGGCUAUAUCUUCAUCCAGACAGAUAAAACCAUCUACACACCUGGAUCUCCAGUGCGCUAUCGUAUCUUUCCUGUGGAUCACAGCCUGGAACCUAUGAAGAAACCUGUGAUUGUCGAGUUUGAGACACCUGAAGGCAUUGUUGUCAGCCACACUCAGUUGCACUCUGCUUUGAAAGCAACCCAGCCUUACAAUUUACCUGAGAUUGUCAGUUUGGGUACCUGGAAGAUUGUAGCCAAGUAUCAAGACCUUCCACAGCAGACCUUCUCUACACAGUUUGAAGUCAAGGAGUAUGUAUUACCAAGCUUUGAAGUCAUACUGGAACCAUCAGAGAAGUUUUUCCAUAUUGAUGACAACAAGAAUUUCACAGUGUCCAUCACUGCAAGGUUCCUCUAUGGGGAGAACUUAGUUGGUGUGGCCUUUGUCCUCUUUGGAGUGAAAACGGAUAAUGCAAAAAUGAACAUCCCAAACUCACUCCAGAGAAUUCAGAUUGAUCAAGGGGUUGGGGAAGCUGUCUUAUCAAGAGCCAUGCUACAGAACCAAUUUCAAGACCUGAGAGAGCUCAUUGGGCAUUCUCUCUAUGUCUCUGCCACGGUGAUGACCGAAUCUGGCAGUGACAUGGUGGUGACAGAGAAAACUGACAUCCGUAUUGUGACAACUCCCUAUGAGAUCCAUUUCACAAAAACCACCAAGUACUUCAAGCCAGGGAUGCCCUAUGCAGUUAUGGUAUAUGUCACAAACCCUGAUGGCUCUCCAGCUUCCAAUGUACCUGUGACAGCAGAACUGCUUGAAGAUCGUUCACAGAGGGAUACUGCAACUACUUGGAGUGAUGGGACUGCCAAAUUUACCCUGAACACUCUCCAAAACCAGAAAACACUAAGUGUUGCUGUAAAAACCAACCAUGAGAGACUCCCAGAUAAACAACAGGCCAACAAGACUAUGGUGGCUACAGCCUAUGAAACCCAAGGGGGAUCAAGAAACUUUCUUCACAUAAGUGUCCAAGAUACAGAGGUCAAAGCUGGAGACAAGUUAAACAUUCAUUUUGUCUUGAGCAACAGUCAAGUAUCAUCAACGUGUAUAACGUAUAUAAUUUUGAAUAAAGGGAAAAUACUUACAGCUGGAAGGCAGUCCAGAACAACGGGGCAGAGUCUGGUUUCCUUUUCUCUGCAUAUCACCCCAGAUUUCAUCCCUUCCUUCCGCGUUGUGGCAUAUUAUGAAGUAGGAAGCACUGAGAUCGUAGCCGACUCCAUCUUGGUGGAUGUGAAAGAUACCUGCAUGGGAAAGCUGGUUGUGGAAGGGGCGACUGAGGCAGACAAUAACAUUCACCAGCCAAAAGAUAAAGUGACCAUCAAGUUGACAGGUGAUGCAAAUGCCGAUGUUGGUCUUGUGGCUGUGGACAAAGGAGUCUAUGUCCUAAAUCAAAAGCACAAGUUAACCCAAACUAAGAUAUGGGACACCAUUGAGAAAAGUGACAUUGGAUGUACAGCUGGCAGUGGCAGAAACAACCUAGCUGUCUUUGCAGAUGCUGGACUGGCCCUUGUGACCAAUCAACAGAUUUCCACAACUGUAAGAUCAGAUCCAAAGUGCCCUCAAACUGCAAAACGCAAGAAACGCUCCAUUCAACUCAUUGAGGUGAAGGCAAGCAAAGUGGCCCAGUAUGAGGAUCGGGUCCUACGGAAGUGCUGUGAAGAUGGGAUGUAUGAUAACCCCAUGGGGUACAGCUGUGAAAAGCGUCAAGAGUAUAUCCUUGAGGAUACUGCUUGCAAGAACGCGUUCUUGGAAUGCUGCCUCUUUAUCAAAAGCAUCCGGGAUGAAAAGCAACGGGAAGAACAUCUCAUACUGGCACGAAGUGACUUUGAGGAAGAAUUCUUAUCAGAAGAAAACAUCAUGUCCAGGACUGAGUUCCCAGAAAGCUGGUUGUGGCAAAUGGAAAAGCUGCCUCCUAACAGUCAAGGGAUCUCAUCCAAGACACUGACUUUUUACUUGAAAGACUCCAUCACAACCUGGGAGGUGUUGGCUGUGAGCAUGUCAGACACAAAAGGAAUCUGUGUGUCUGAACCUUAUGAGAUAAGAGUAAUGAAGGACUUCUUCAUUGAUCUACGGUUGCCUUACUCAGUAGUAAGGAAUGAACAAGUGGAGAUUCGGGCCAUUCUCUACAACUAUGCAUCAAGGGAUAUUACGGUGCGGGUAGAUCUAAUGCACAACCCAGCAAUCUGUAGCGCCUCUACCGCCAGGAACAAAUACUCUCAGAUAAUCUCCAUCAAAGCCAAGUCUUCCCGAAUGAUGCCAUUUGUGAUCGUUCCACUGCAAUUGGGAGAGUAUGACCUUGAGGUCAAAGCGGCUGUCCGAGGCGUGUUUUUGGCUGAUGGUGUAAAGAAGAAGCUGAAAGUUGUGCCUGAAGGAGAGCUGAAAAGGCUUGUAAAAACAAUUCAGUUGGAUCCAGUUAAGCAUGGAAUUGAUGGAGUCCAGGAAGUGGCGAUUCGGUCCAAUGAUUUAGGAGAUAUUGUUCCCAAUACAGAACCAGAUACCAAAAUUAGCAUUAUAGGAAACCCCGUGGCUGAGUUUACUGAAUACUCCGUGGAUGGGACCAAACUGGACAAGCUUCUUAUUGUCCCUUCUGGCUGUGUAGAGCAGAACUUGCAGAAAAUGACACCUACAGUGAUUGCCACCCACUACCUUGACAGCACUGGGCAAUGGGAUAAGAUUGGACUUGAACGAAGAACUUUUGCAGUCCAGCAGAUCAUGAAGGGUUAUACACAACAACUGGCAUACAAGAAACAGGACCACUCCUAUCCUCCUUAUAGCGGCAGCAAGUCCAGCACUUGGCUGACAGCAUAUAUUGCCAAAGUUUUUGCCAUGGCUUCCAAACUAGUAUCAGGUAUUGAUCACAAUGUCCUCUGCGGAUCUGUGAAAUGGCUGGUUCUGGAGAGGUUAAAACCAGAUGGAAUGUUUGAGGAAAAAGCUCCUGUGUCAUCUUCCGCAAUGACGGGAGGCUAUCGAUAUGGUGAACCAAAAGUCUCAUUAACAGCCUUUGUCUUGAUUACAUUGUUGGAGUCCAGAGAUAUCUGCAGUUCUCAGAUCACUAUUUUAGAGAAAAGCAUCAAGAUGGCCAGUAACUACAUAAACCAAUAUUAUGAGUCCUUGAAACACCCUUACACUGUGGCUCUCGCAUCCUAUGCUUUAGCUCUGGCAGGUGUGCUGAACAGUGAAGAAGUACUCAUGAGAGCAUCCACAGACAGGAAUCGGUGGGAAGAUAAUGAUGGUAGCAUUGCCACCGAAGGUACCUCUUAUGCUCUACUGACCUUAAUGAAAUUGAAGAAGUUUGAAGAUGCUGGCCAUGUAGCUGAAUGGCUGAUAGGUCGCAAUCAUUAUGGAGCAACUUACGGACAUACUCAGUCAACCAUCAUGGUGUUCCAAGCUCUUGCCCAGUACAAAAUUGAUUUACCAUCCUCUAGGGACCAGAUUAUGGAUGUUUCUUUUCUAUUGCCACAACGUUCUGCUCCAGUCACUUUUAGAAUUGACCAAAAAAACUCUCUGUUAGCCAGGACAACAGAGACCAAGCUGAAUGAACAAUUUACUGUGCAAGCAAGAGGUCAAGGAGAAGCAACUGUAACAGUCUUGACUAUGUAUUAUGCACAAUUAAAGGAGAAGAAAGUUGUGUGCAAUAAUUUUGAUCUGAAGGUUUCUGUUAAAGAAAUCGAGUUGAGUGAGAAGCAGACAAAGGGAGCUCUGGGAGCAAUUGAGAUGAAAAUCUGUGCCAGGUACCUUGGUGAAAUAGAUGCCGCAAUGACAAUGAUUGAUGUUUCCAUGCUCACUGGUUUUAUUCCUGAUACUGAAGAACUCAAGAGGCUUUCUGAAGGAGUCGACAAAUAUAUCACUCAAUUUGAAAUAGACAACAUCAAGUCGGAAAAAGGGAACCUCCUCCUCUAUUUGUACAAGGUUUCCCAUACACAGGAUGAAUGUCUGCAGUUUAAAGCAUACAAGCAUUUUGAAGUUGGUUUCCUUCAGCCAGGAUCAGUUAAGAUCUACAGUUAUUAUGCUCUAGAUGAGCAGUGCACCAAGUUCUACCACCUAUCCAAAGACAGUGCUGUCUUCAGUAAGUUGUGCCAAGGUGCUGUUUGCCAGUGUGCAAAUGAAAACUGCUACAAGCGCUAUGAGGCAGAUGACCCUGUCAACGUUCAGAAGCGAAUAAAUGAAGCUUGCAAGCCAGGAGUGGAUUAUGUGUACAAAACCAGGCUGAAUCGAACGGAAGAAGCAAAUGGAUUUAUUGUCUACCUCAUGGAAGCACUGGAGGUUAUUAAAAGAGGCAAUAACAUAAAUCCACAAAGUAAUAUCCUCACAUUUUUCAGUCCCAUAAAAUGCAAGGACUCUUUGCAUCUAGAGGAGAACAAGGACUACCUGAUCUGGGGUCUUGACAGUGACAUGUGGUCUACAAAGGAAGGGUACAGCUACUUCAUUAGCAAGGACACCUGGAUCGAGAAGUGGCCAAACAAUGAUGAAUGCCAAGAUGAAGAAUACCAAGACCUAUGCAAUCAAUUCAUUGAGUUCUCCACUGUAAUGAACUUUUUUGGCUGUCAGGCCUAACUUCAGAAGUGCCAUUUGCUCUGGGGAUGACUUUCUUCCCAAAGUUUCAACUUCAUAUAAUUGUUACUCUUCCAUUUUCCCAUCCUGUGGUUUAUUUAAUAAACCAAGACUUGAUUUCUUA
Molecule: messenger RNA, 5113 nt
Organism: Varanus komodoensis (Komodo dragon)
Lineage: Eukaryota; Metazoa; Chordata; Lepidosauria; Squamata; Varanidae
Product: A.superbus venom factor 1-like
Exons: 40
Coding region: 37-4992 (1651 amino acids)
Cellular component (GO): extracellular region
Molecular function (GO): protein binding; endopeptidase inhibitor activity
Source: RefSeq, a predicted model, not a curated record